Molecule: messenger RNA, 321 nt
Organism: Notechis scutatus (mainland tiger snake)
Lineage: Eukaryota; Metazoa; Chordata; Lepidosauria; Squamata; Elapidae
Source: RefSeq, a predicted model, not a curated record
GGCAAACACGUCCCCAGGGCUGUGUUUGUGGAUUUGGAGCCAACGGUGAUUGAUGAAGUGCGCACUGGAACCUACCGCCAGCUAUUCCACCCCGAGCAACUAAUCACUGGCAAAGAAGAUGCUGCUAACAACUAUGCCAGGGGACAUUACACCAUUGGCAAAGAGAUCAUUGACUUGGUCCUUGACAGGAUUAGAAAACUGGCUGACCAGUGCACAGGUCUCCAGGGUUUUCUGGUCUUCCACAGUUUUGGUGGUGGUACUGGCUCUGGCUUUACAUCAUUGUUGAUGGAGCGCCUGUCCGUUGACUAUGGCAAGAAGUCC